Cuscuta campestris is the source of this 2133-nucleotide messenger RNA. Lineage: Eukaryota; Viridiplantae; Streptophyta; Magnoliopsida; Solanales; Convolvulaceae. The record is from the annotation of a GenBank genome assembly.
AGGAAAAAUUUUAGUUUUGAGCUUUUCAGACUUCACAAUACACAAAGAGACCUAGGGUUAUGCAUACCUUAAAAUCAACCUUAUCAUAUUCUAUCAAUUAGUUUCAGUUCAUAGUCUCCAAGGCGAAACAUGAAAGCUCAUCAUCCGAUUGAACUAGCAAAGACAGUGUUGGAGGUGGCCGACGUGGCAUGGACCGCCGUGGAAUGCUGUCACCACUAUCACCGGGACGGCCACAAGGAGGCGCAGUUGCCACCGUCGCUGGAAUCCAACAGAGUAGAUGGGGAUUUAGAGGCCUUGCGAUCUGAAAACCAACGCCUCAGGCAACUGCUUGAACAAAAUCUUAAACUUCUACGGCCUGUUUCACAAUCUCCUAAAUCAUCGCUAGAUUUCCCUUCUGAUCUCUAUGAUAGGCUAACUGCUGCCGUUGAGUCUGGAAACUUUUUGAAACAACUGGAAUUUAUGAACACAAAUUCAGUACCUGAUGAUGCUUGUAAAUUUCCUUUCAACGAGGCACCAGCUGAAGUGUUGAUUAAGAUGGAUCAUGAAGAACCAAGUUGGUGGGUCUGGGUGACAGAUGAUAUGGUUCCCAAUAACGUUGAGGAAAGGAGUGAAAUUGAUCAUGACAAUUAUGUGAUUGUUAAUGAGGAUCUGGUUGUAGAUGCCAUUGCAGCCUUCAUGGCAAGAUGCAUUUUGUCCAACAAGAAAGCUCAGAACAUGACUCCCCAGCAGCUGCAAAAGAGUAAGUUUACACUCCGGUGUUAGUUUUUUAAAAUAGUCUGCUAAAAAUUGCAGUGCAACAUACACUAUGUAUGGCUUGAGCAUCUAUACCUCACAGCACCAUCAAUGCUUUAAAGCUCAGAGCGGACAUGCUUCUUUGAUUGGGAAUCAGUGGUAUAAUCUUUUCGAGUGUCAUGUUUGAUUGGUUGUGCAAUUGACUCGCUCACUGAUUUGACACAGUCAAAUUGCCGGUUCAACCAACAAACCUAGCCUAGUUUUAGCUCAAUAUUAAACCAGCUCUUUUACUAACUAGGCGAGAAAUACACAAUAAGAACUGAAAUAUAUUGUCUAGCAUUAGAGUUGAAGACUUGAUGACACAAGAAAUUCUUCCACUCUAGUACUCUACCAACCUAAGUUGCACCAAGACCUGGGCGGGUAUUUAUUUAUCAGGGACGGGGUCGGAAACAUGGAACCACCAACUUUUCAAAAUUUUAUAAAGGAAUUGAGUGUCGGUCAUCAGGACGUCCCAAGUACCAAAACGUGGACGUCUUGGGGACGGGAAGCGGGACCUAUAUGAAGAAUCAGUGCAACAUAGCUACCAACUAAGCGUAUGAAGGUAAGUGGUUGAUAUUCAAGUUAAAGAGUAUGGUACUAUGGUUUCACUGUAUCAGACAAAAUUAGUGGGAUAAACGCAAAAGAGAAAUGGGAUAGAGGAAGUAGGGAGUAUAUAUUGUGGAGUAUUAAAAUGCCAAGUGUUGGUAAGAACCUUAAACGUGAUAAAUGAAGUUAUGUGUUCAAAUUUCAGGUCCAGCAUUUUUCAUGAAGUAUUGAAAACUUUUGUUUCAGAAUAUCUGGUAAUAUAACAGGUCAAACAAGUAACAAAGAGCACUAUUAGUCUAAGUGGUUCAGACUCUCUUCUUGAAUAAUUCAAGAGGUCAUUGGAUUGAAUCCACCCAACAUCUAUAAUUUCUGAUUUUUACAAGAAAAAAAUAUCCAAAAACCGGACUUGUUGAUCAGAACCUGUAAAAACCAUCUGUUCCAGGCUGGUCCAGUGCCCCCUGCCAGACCUACAAUCGAGUCAUGCUGUUCAAUAGUGUUGCACCAGGUUAACAAUGAUACAGUACAUUGACUGAGUCUACAAUUGGUCCUAGUUUUUAACAUUAAAACAUUGGGCACUAUAUUAUUUUACAUUUUGAAACUAAUCAAAUCUUCAAGGCAGGAAUCAUUUCCUAUAAGGGCUUGAUAUGUGGAGGCAUGAAAACUUUGAAGCCAUUUCAGUAAUGUUUAGCGCUUUUUAAAACUCAACUUUGUCAGCAACAGCAUACAUAUUCAUCUGACCAUCUUCACAUCCCAAUCUAGGUUUUGAAUUUGAAGCAAACAAUGCUUGAGAAGGAGAAAUUAAUGGAAUGAACCAGG